This is a messenger RNA of Lycium ferocissimum, 870 nucleotides long. RefSeq names its product proline-rich receptor-like protein kinase PERK2. The record is from RefSeq and is a predicted model, not a curated record. The transcript has a single exon. The coding region runs from base 146 to 604 and encodes 152 amino acids. Lineage: Eukaryota; Viridiplantae; Streptophyta; Magnoliopsida; Solanales; Solanaceae.
UAUCAGCAUAGCCCUCAAACCUUUACAAUACCUGCAAAAUACAAACUUCCUCAAAGACAACCUUUGUUUGUGCACUCUCUUCAAGAAUUCUCUCCCUCCUCUGUUUCUUAAAAGAAAAAAAAUCCUACGAGAGUCAUCAAUAAUCAUGGCUCUCUCACAUCCCAUGAUAAUUUUCUCCCUUUUUCUUACAUUUCUAACCCUCUCUGCUGCUCAAUCACCCAUGGCCUCUCCACCUAGGUCCAUGAUGGCCCCCACAAUGCCACCACCCACCAUGGCAAUGCCACCAAUGUCACCACCACCGGCCGCCAUGUCAUCUCCUCCAAUGAGCCCAAUGGCACCAUCCAUGAGCCCAAUGACACCAACAAUGACACCACCAUCCAUGAGCCCAAAGACACCAACAAUGACACCACCAUCCAUGAGCCCAAUGACACCAACAAUGACACCACCAUCCAUGAGCCCAAUGACACCAACAAUGAGCCCACCAGGGGACUCACCACCAGCCCCUGCAGAAGGACCUAUGAAUGGUGCAACGAAUACCGCAUCUAGUGGAAUUGUUCAAGGGGCCAUGGUGGCAAUUAUUGGGAGUGUAGCACUUUUUUUCUAAAUUGAAUUAGUCAUUUAAUUUCAUAUGCUUUUUCACUACUGUUGUAGAUUACAAAUAAUUUACUUAUUUGUGUACUAUUUUAUUUUCAAUUUCUUCUAGUGUUCUAUUUUCUUCUUCUUCUUUUUAUCUCAUUGUAUCGUUGAUUUUGUGUGGAAAGGUGAGGAAUUUGAGGAGGUCUGGUUGGAGAUUUUAUCAAAUGUUGCAUGCUCUAUAUGUGACAUUUUGACAUUUUAGCUUAAUAAGAUACUAUUCUCGCUUUCUUUCUA